Molecule: messenger RNA, 3556 nt
Organism: Anopheles stephensi (Asian malaria mosquito)
Lineage: Eukaryota; Metazoa; Arthropoda; Insecta; Diptera; Culicidae
Product: toll-like receptor 7
Exons: 3
Coding region: 1120-2868 (582 amino acids)
Molecular function (GO): protein binding
Source: RefSeq, a predicted model, not a curated record
UCUGUUCUACGCGAAACCAAUCUACAGCCCAGGGUCCCAUCCGGUGGCUCAGGAUAACGUUGACGGUAAUACUACCAGCUGCACUACACACUGUUGUCCCAGUUCGUACUGAAUUUUGACCGACCGAUGCACCCUCGAAUCCCCGACCUGCCGAUUACACUACAAACGCUCAUUAAUGUAUACGUGAUUCUUAGUACCUCGGUACGCACACCAUCAACAGCCGACGUGUGUUUACGAUACCCGUGUAUCAUCAACAAACCUCGAGCAGGGGCCCACAACGCCACUGCGCAUCGUCCCAAAGGGGUUGUGCGUCGCGUGUGUCGGACAGUUUCGAUGUUCUAUUAUAACAUCCCCACCGCGAUCGAUCCGUUACGAUCAGUACGCGCUCAACCGUUGCCCACUGCACACCUGUUCCGGGCAUCGCCAGCCGACGCAGUGGAAAAUUUGAAGCAACCCGGCCACAUCCCACCGGGCCAGUGCAGUGGUGUAGUGCAGCAAACGAACGUCCGAUAUGCAAGUGCUUCGAUCGUGCGUCUUGUCGAGCGUGUGUGCAACAGUGAGUACACCGUGAUUCGCACCAUUGCUGAUGUUUAUCGAUUGUUGCGUGCAGUGGAUGCAUCCAGCGUCAGGGCACGUUCCGUGUGAAGUUCUCACCGAUCGCCCGCGAAGUGAUCCGCACAAAGUGAGCGAAUCCGAAACUUACAGCCGAAGCAAAAAAUUUCCAACCUCUAGUCCCAACGCAACGAUCGAUUCUAAGGUGCUCAUAGUAAUUAGUGAUCAGUAAUAGAGCUUAGCGACGAACCCUCAUCCCGUGUGCUGUGGCAGUAGCAAGUUGUGUUAGGUUUCAGUAAAAGGUGGCGUAGAAUGAUCGGUCUCGCAAUCUGACAGCUGGUGACAAUACGCUGUGUGGCCACAUCAUUAUUGCUGUGGACUGCAGUCAGACAUAGACGGCACAAAAACAGGAAACAAGUGCUUGCGGCCGGUGACUGAUAGUUUCAUCCAGCACGUGCGUAGUGAAGGUAGCGAAGAGAAAGCUGCGCCAGUCAUCCACCUAGCAGUGACAGUCACUUUCGGUCGUCUACAGUGGCGGCAACCCACAACGACAGAACGACAGAAAUAAUGGCUUCAACAGCAAGAUUCACAAUGGCCAGCCUGUGCGUGACGAUUAUCUGGCUGCUGCUGCUGUCGGUCGAUCCAUCACGGGGCGAUGAGUGUGUCAGCAUGAAACGUGAUCGACACCGAACGCUGAUGGAGGAGUUCCGCCAUUCGCCGAACUGGGACGGCUACCUGACGGAGGACACGCUCAACCUGCGCAACAACGAAACGGAGGUGGACCUCUCGAGGCAGGGCUUCAAAGAGGUCCACUGGCAUUUGAGCAGCUUCGUCGGCGAAGGGUACGAGAUAUUUGAUCUCAAUCUUGCGUUCAACAAUUUCGAGGAACUGAACGAGCUCACCUUCCUGAAGUUCUACUCGCUGGAAACGCUCAACCUGUCCAACAAUCGGCUGCACUCGAUCAACAACCUUACCUUCGGUUCGUUGAUACGGCUGGUCGAGCUGGAUCUGUCCUUUAACCUGAUCCACACCCUCGAACGCCAAGCGUUCGAUCGGCUGUACGCGCUCGAGUCGCUGAGCCUGCGGGAGAACUGUUUGAUCACACUGGCGCAGAACCAAUUUCACUUCAACGAUCAUCUGUCGUCGGUGCUGCUGGAUCACAAUCAGCUGGCCUUUUUGCCCACGGUGCUGUUCGACCCGAUCACGAUGGUGGACGAGAUCUACGAGCUGGACCUGUCGGACAACAACUUCCGCCGGAUGCCGUACAUCGAGACGAAGGAGAUCGCACUGCUGAAGAUCGACAACAACCACAUCGAGACGCUCACGGUUAACAAGUCGUUCAAUGUGCGGGCGCUGCAAAUUCAGCACAACAACAUAUACGACGCGGACCUGUUCAAGUUUAGCCGGGCCGAACACAUCGAUCUGUCCCACAACAAUCUGGACAACAUCGUCGGCCUGCACGAGAUGAACCAGCUCGAGUAUCUGGACCUGUCGUCCAACAAUGUGUCCAAGUUCGAUUACAACCUCAAGUACUCGAUCCGCAACAUUCCGAGCCUGGUUACGUUACGGCUGCAGAACUGUAGCCUCAGCGAGAACAACAUCCAGGGACUGCUGGCAUCGGAGUCUAUCCUGAACCUGGAUCUUUCGCAGAACAACUUUGUGCGUCUGAACGUGAGCGAUCUGUCUCGGAUGCGGUCGCUGCAGUAUCUGAGCCUAAACUUCAACUAUCUCCGGGAGCUGAUCAAUUACGAGCGGUUGGGCCAAGAGUUCCCCUAUCUCGAGCUAGUCUCGCUCUCGUUCAACCGCUGGAACUGUACCUACUACGAUCAGCUGAACGCGUACCUUAACCGCACGCACAUCCGCUCGACGAGCGAUCCGCGUGAUUGCUACAUCAACGGUACGCACGUGACCGAUUCCUACGUUACGGAUACGUUCGAGCCGCAGUACACGAUGAACCACGUCAAGCGGGACAUGACCGUGCUGCGUAAUCUCGGGCGCAACACGAUCUACUUCAUGUACGCACUGUUCUCCACCAUCCGGGGACAGUACAAUCAAACGGUCCUGCACCAGCAGCAGCAGGACGAGGAACUGCGCGUCCUUGAACGGGAUGUGGACCGAUUGCUCGGGAUGCUAGCGUUUCUGGUGGCCAUCUUUGCUUGCGUGCUGUGUGUGGCCGUGGCGUACGGUGGCUGGUGGUUGUUCCGCAAGUGGCAACACGAUCGGGCGGUUAAGGUGGUGACGUACAAUAAGCGUGCGAACGAGUUCAGCAAUGGCGUCACGGUUAGUGAUGUUAUACGCGACAACUCGGCAGCGUAGCGAGGUCUGGAUUGCGAGGUGAUCUUGGUGCAUUAUGGGUUCGAUUCUAAGUCUAGCGUGUGGGCAAUUCGAAGGACCAGUCUUCAUCAAACCCAUGGCCCGUACAAUCACACACGAUCAGCCACGGGAUUCUAGACUACUUUAAACACAUCUUCAUACAGGGCGGAUAGCAUCCACGCAUCCAAUCUUAAGCAGCUGCAACGGCAGCUUCAACGAAUCUAGUUACCAAAUAAAAGAUAUUGCUAACGUGUCUAAUAAAUGUAUAAGAAUGUAACAUGAACCCCAACUUUUCCCUGACCUUUCGUUCUUGUUCGCGGACGCUGCAAAACACGAUCAAGGUGCGAUCGGUACGAUUGCGCAACGAUUAUCGUCCACAGCUGGAGGAGCUGGAUAAUAUGGAUUGGAUCACAUCGAAAAACUGAUAAAUUCAAAAUGGCGUAAUAGCGUGACGCGAAUCUCCAAGGUUUUCUUCACCUUUUUGUAUAUUUAACUUUUCUCAAACCGGACUUUAGUCUGUCUGUGUGUGCGUGUGUGUUGGGUUGUUCGUAAUAAUCAGAAAGACAAAUAAGAUGUAAAUGUCUUCUUGGUUGUUGGCUGAACAGUAUCGCCACAGCAUCGUGAGGAUGAAUAUAGCUUAAUUAAUAAAAUUGUCCGCCAACAUCGGUAUUGCAAACGUAAUCAUUCAAAA